Gossypium raimondii (Peruvian cotton) is the source of this 573-nucleotide messenger RNA. RefSeq lists its product as uncharacterized. Bases 1 to 573 code for a protein of 190 amino acids. The transcript has a single exon. The record is from RefSeq and is a predicted model, not a curated record. NCBI's taxonomy places the organism in Eukaryota, Viridiplantae, Streptophyta, Magnoliopsida, Malvales, Malvaceae.
AUGGCUCCGUAUGAAGUUUUAUAUGGUCGUAGAUGUGGAUCACCUGUUUGUUGGAUGGAAUUGAAUGAACGAAAAAUGAUCGGGCCGGAAUUAAUUCAGGAAACGGAAGACAUUGUUAAAAAGAUUCGAGCUAGAUUAAAGGCGACUUUUGAUAGACAUAAAUCAUAUGCAGAUUUGAAACAUCGGGAUAUUGAAUAUUCUGUCGGCGAUAAAGUAUUUCUUAAAGUUUCACCUUGGAAGAAAAUUUUGAGUCCUCUUUUUAUUGGACCGUAUGAUAUUACAGAAAAAGUGAGAUUAGUUGCAUACUAUUUGGCCUUGCCUCCGAAAUUACAAAAAAUUCAUGUUGUUUUUCACAUAUCAAUGCUCAGAAGGUAUCGAUCAGACCCCUCUCAUGUUAUUUCGACAGAAGAUAUUGAAAUUCAACCUGAUUUAUCAUAUGAAGAUCCAGUUGAGAUUUUAGCACGAGAAGUAAAAGAAUUGCAUAAUAAUCGAGUUCUGUUAGUGAAAGUAUUAUGGCGUAGUCAUAGUGUUGAGGAAGCAACUUUAGAACCGGAAGAAACAAUGAGAUCUUAG